CCAAGUUUCAUGAUGUCAGAAGGGUUUAAAGAAAUGAUCCACCCCUACUUUGCAAACCAUUAUAAAUACUGAGACGGUAACAAUCUGAAAACGGCCAAGAAACCAAAAAAAUCAAAAGCUAUGUUUCCACUGAUUAUAUUAUCCGGUUUUAUCACCAUCACCUUAAGCGUCAAACGUCAGUAUGUCUUUGUGAAUGAAUCCAAGACUUGGGCAGAAGCUCAGAGAUACUGUAGAGAUAAAUACACUGAUCUGGCCACUAUUGAAAAUGAACAACAGACGAUCCAGUUAUUGGACACAGUGAAUGAUGAUUCCAUUGAUUUGGCCUGGAUUGGACUCUAUGAUGAUCUGAACAGUUGGAAAUGGACUCUAGAGGACAGUGAUUUCUUCAAGGUGGGAGAGAAAGAAUUCAGGAACUGGAUGAACCCAGGACCGAACAAUUAUGGAGCACAAAGUCUGUGUGUGUAUAUGUACUAUGGGAUAUGGUACACAACAAGCUGCUCCAAUACACUUCCUUUUAUCUGCUAUGAUGGAAGACAGAAUGCCAGUGGAAGUUAUGUUUGGGUUUACCAGUACAAAACCUGGACUGAAGCUCAGAGUUACUGCAGAGAGCAUCACACAGACCUCGUCAGUAUCAGGAAUGAGGCUGAAAACCAGAAGAUCCAGUAUUUCUUCAGCAAUUAUUAUCAUUAUUUUUUUUGGAUUGGACUGUACAGAACCAGAUCUUGGUCAGAUCAGAGCAACUCUUCAUUCAGUAACUGGAGGACAGGACAGCCAGAUAAUGCUGGAAACAGUGAAUACUGCACUGCAGUGUCAUUCAAUGACUCUGGGAGCUGGACAGAUGAAAACUGUAAUACUGCAUUACCUUUCAUUUGCUACAGCUUGUUUUCAUUGACAUCACCCCGCCAGUAUCACUUUGUGAAUGAGAAUAAGACCUGGACUGAAGCUCAGAGAUUCUGCAGACAGAAUUACACUGAUCUGGCCACCAUUGAUAACAUGGAGGAAAUGAACAGUCUGAUCAACACAGUUAAUGGGAGUUACAAUGGUUCAGCCUGGAUUGGACAGUAUGAUGAUGUGAACAACUGGAGAUGGUCAUUGGAGGACAAUGAUUUCUAUCAGGAAGGAGAGAGAGAUUUCAGGAACUGGUAUCAUGAACCAAACAACAAUGGUGGGAAAGAACUGUGUGUUUACAUGGAUUAUAAUGGAAAAUGGUAUGAUUUGUCAUGUGACAACAUGCUGCCAUUCAUUUGCUAUUAUGAUAAAGAAAAUGCCACACAGAGUUACAUCAGAAUCAGUGAUGCGAAAACCUGGUCAGAGGCUCGUAGAUACUGCAGAGAGCAUUACACAGAUCUCGCCAAUGUGAGAAAUCAGACUGAGAACCAGAUGAUCCUUGAGAGAGUAGGUGGGGGAGACUGGAUCGGCCUGUACAGAAACAGGGUUUGGUCUGACCAUCAGAUUACCAAUUAUGAAAACUGGAUAGCAGCAGUUCCCACAUUACCACAGCAACCAGAUAAUGGUCUAUAUGAUUAUGGCCAGUGGUUUUCUCAGCACUGUACUGCCAUAUCAUUCAACAAUUCAGGCCGGUGGACUGAUGAGAACUGCCUAUCCAGCCUGCCUUUCAUCUGCUACAACAGAACCUGCACACAUUCUUUAUGUACCCGUCAGUAUCACUUUGUGCCUGAUAAUAAGAUCUGGACUGAAGCUCAGAGAUUCUGCAGAGAGAAAUACACUGAUCUGGCCACCAUUGAUAACAUGGAGGAAAUGAAGAGGCUCAUUAAAACAGUUCGUAGGACUUUCUAUGGCAAAGCUUGGAUUGGACUAUAUGACGAUCUGAACAGCUGGAGAUGGUCUCUGGAGAAUGCAGCAAUAGAAGGAGGAUUUAAAAGCUGGUAUGUCCAGACACAAGUGAACUCAGGUGGACAGAGUCUGUGUGUGUACAUGUCAUAUUACCGGGGAACAUGGGGUGAUGUCUAUUGCUCCACUGCACUUCCCUUUGUUUGCUAUGAUGGAAGAGCGAAUGCUAGUACAAGUUAUGUGUUUGUUUACCAGUACAAAACCUGGACUGAAGCUCAGAGUUACUGCAGAGAACAUCACACAGACCUCGUCAGUAUCAGGAAUGAGAUUGAAAACUACAGGGUUCAGUCAUUAGUACAAAGUUAUUAUUAUUCAGUUGCUUGGAUUGGACUGUACAGAACCAGAUCUUGGUCAGAUCAGAGCAACUCUUCAUUCAGUAACUGGAGGGCAGGACAGCCAGAUAAUGCUGGAAACAGUGAAUACUGCACUGCAGUGUCAUUCAGUGACUCUGGGAACUGGACAGAUGAAAACUGUAAUACUGCAUUACCUUUCAUUUGCUACAGUGUGUUAGCAUCAUUACGUCAGUAUCACUUUGUGAAUAAAUACAAACCCUGGACUGAAGCUCAGAGAUUCUGCAGACAGAAUUACACUGAUCUGGCCACCAUUGAUAACAUGGAGGAAAUGAACAGGCUGAUCAACACAGUUAAUGGGAGUUACAAUGGUUCAGCCUGGAUUGGACAGUAUGAUGAUGUGAACAGCUGGAGAUGGUCAUUGGAAGACAAUGAUUUCUAUCAGAAAGGAGAGAGAGAUUUCAGGAACUGGUAUCAUGAACCGGACAACUAUGGUGGGAAAGAACUGUGUGUUUACAUGGAUUAUAAUGGAAAUUGGUUUGAUUCAUCAUGUGACAAUAUGCUUACAUUUGUUUGCUAUGAUGGUAAAGAAAACUCUUCUGAGAAGUAUGUCUGGGUAUCUGAGGGAAGGACCUGGACUGAAGCUCAGAGCUACUGCAGAGAGAAAUACACUGAUCUGGCCAGUGUGAGAAAUGAGACAGAACGUCAACAGAUACUGAGCACACGUUAUUAUUAUUAUAGCUAUAACGUAUGGAUUGGUCUGCACAGAAACAGACUGUGGUCAGAUCAGAGCAGCUCUUCCUUCACAUAUUGGCUGCCAUAUACUCAAUGGGUUGCUGCACAACCAGAUAAUGGUGCAAAUGUCCCAGGAGAGCGGGGAGUUCAAAACUGCACAACUAUGUCUUUAAAAUACUUUGGCCAGUGGACAGAUGAGAGCUGCUUUGCCAGUUUGCCUUUCUUCUGUUACAGUGAUGAGUAUGUACUGAUGGGACUGAGAGUGAAACUUGAAAGUGUAGAAUAUUUAUCAAAGUCUCAGAUUGAAGAGCUGGUGAUUAUAAAGCUCCAGGAAGAAUUUAUGAGACACGGACUUCCCAGCAACUUCACCAUGCAUUUGAGGAGCUAUCGUAAAACCAGCCCAUGAGAGGCGAGGACAGCAUUCCUGCACACAAAGAAAAUGGUUUUAGGUUUCAUGUUUUGUUUUGUUUUCAUUAACAAAGGUUAAUAAUUGCUGUAGAACUGCAGUUCAUUAUUAGUUCAUGUUGACUAAUGUAGUUCACUCUUGAAACUUAUUGUAAAGUGUUACCCAAUUUUUUAACAAAUAUGUACAGAUCUUGAUUAGAAACAAUCCAAUAUUAUUCAUACUUUUUGUGGUAAAUUUUUUCCUUUUAUCUUUUACAUUUCUUUUCAGAAAUAGAAACUUCUAUGCCAUAAUAUACCCUUUUUUCAAAGAUUUGCAAUUAUUUGUAUAUAAUCUAUUAAAAAAUGUUUAAAUUCAUUAUUGUAGAUUGUUUGUAUAUACAGUAUGUUUUGUGUCUGCAUGUUUAAACUCACAGCAAACUUUAUAAGCUUGUUGUGGCUGUUUGAGUGUCACCAUCUGAACAUACACAGAAAAUGUUAAAAAUAAAACAGCAUAAAAUAUUAAGACUUAUUUUCAGAGAAUAUACAGUAAAACUAUUUUGAUAGUCCACUUUGGACAUUCUACUCUCUAUAAGUGACUUUGCAACUGCAUGUCAACUAACUCUCAUUAGAGUAUUAGUAGACUACCAUCUUAAUAUCUGCUAACACUUUAUUUUUAUGCUGCCCAACAGACAUUCUACUGAUUUUACUGAUAUUAUAAAUUUUGUAACUACGUCAGCUUAUCCGAACCCUAACACCUACCCUAAUUUAUAACAUUCUACUAAUUCUCUAAUAAGAGUUAGUUGACAUGUAUUACAAAGUUACUUAUAGUUAGUAGAAUGUCUAAAGUGGGGCAUCGAAAUAAAGUGUAACCGAAUAUAUCUUGAAUUAAAAUGAUUAACCCUCCCAAUGCUAAUAAUUUAGUCAGUUUCGUGGGUGAAUAGUAUGUAAGCUUGUUUUCGCCUCAGAAUAAUUAAAAAAGAUAAUUGCAACUUUUUAUCUCACAAUUCUUCAGACUUUUUCACACAAUUGCAAGUCCACAUCUCGCAAGUUCUUUGUUUUUGUUUCAUAAUGAA
This is a messenger RNA of Megalobrama amblycephala (Wuchang bream), 4333 nucleotides long. RefSeq names its product macrophage mannose receptor 1-like. The record is from RefSeq and is a predicted model, not a curated record. NCBI's taxonomy places the organism in Eukaryota, Metazoa, Chordata, Actinopteri, Cypriniformes, Xenocyprididae.